GAACACGGAGUUUAACCGGGACUCGCGCCAGUUCGAACCCCAAGCCCGCCCGAGACCCCUGCGGCGGCCCGAGCAAAGCCCCAACACCCAGCCUAGCGCCGUUGUAGAUCAUUAUGAGAAUCCUAGGAAUGUGGGGUCCCUUGACAAAACAUCCAAAAACGUCGGGACCGGAUUGGUGGGUGCGCCGGCGUGUGGUGACGUCAUGAAACUGCAGAUCCAGGUGGAUGAGAAGGGGAAGAUUGUGGAUGCCAGAUUUAAAACAUUUGGCUGCGGCUCCGCCAUCGCCUCCAGCUCCCUAGCCACGGAGUGGGUAAAGGGAAAGACGGUGGAAGAAGCUUUGACCAUCAAAAACACGGACAUCGCCAAGGAGCUCUGCCUCCCGCCCGUGAAACUGCACUGCUCCAUGCUGGCAGAAGACGCCAUCAAAGCUGCCCUAGCCGAUUACAAACUGAAACAAGAACCCAAGAAGGGAGAGCCAGAGAAGCAGUGAGCCCUGGAGAAGCUCCAGCGGGUCACAGCUGCCUCCUGCCACCCUGCACCACAUCAACGCUACGAGAAACGCACACUGUUCACCAUUGCCAUUGUGGUUCUAAUGCAGGCAAAUACACUGUUUGAUUAUGCCUAGUUCUACGUUCCUUUCAGCUCACUCGUAUCUUUAGUGCAAUUAACGUCUGUUCUGAUUUAUGUUGUGUCCUGAGAGCUGAAGUCUUAAGCUUUGGUGGCCUUUGAAGAGUGACAGCAAGUUUUACCUAACCCUGUGGGGGGGAGGUUGCCAGCAGAAUGCCUUGUAGUUAUUUGAUAGAAUUUAUUACUGUAUAUUUAACAGAUCUGCAUAUAUAUAUAUAUUAUAAUAAAAGAAUGUAAGAUGAUGGUUAUCUCCAGUGAA
Molecule: messenger RNA, 886 nt
Organism: Cricetulus griseus (Chinese hamster)
Lineage: Eukaryota; Metazoa; Chordata; Mammalia; Rodentia; Cricetidae
Source: RefSeq, a predicted model, not a curated record